Messenger RNA from Bacillus rossius redtenbacheri, 6604 nucleotides. RefSeq lists its product as uncharacterized. The transcript has 34 exons. NCBI's taxonomy places the organism in Eukaryota, Metazoa, Arthropoda, Insecta, Phasmatodea, Bacillidae. The coding region runs from base 1 to 6123 and encodes 2040 amino acids. The record is from RefSeq and is a predicted model, not a curated record.
AUGUCCCAGGCACCAGAAAAUUUAAGACCAUUUCCAACUCCUGAAGAGGUCAGACCCUUUGAAAAAUCAGAGCCCAGGAAAGGUAGGCCUAAUGCAGCAGGGAAAAGGAAAAGAGUGUCUGCCAUAGUGACAGAUACUCCAGUAAAAAAAGCUCUAAAGGAAGAACAAAAACGUGCAAAAGAAAAGAAGGAGAAAGCAUUGGAAGGAAAAAUGAAGUCACAGGCUAAGAAAGGACUUUUUGGAGACGAAGAUAUGGGCAAAGCUAGAAUGAAAUCAAAUAAAUCAACUGCAGCAGGCCUGAAACGCAAGAAGAAACCAAGGCAAUAUGACGAUGUCGAUGACGAUGAUGAUGAAGAAGAUGAAGACUCACUAUGCUUGCGGUGUCUGAAGCCUUUUUCAAAAAGUCAACCUGGGGUAGAGUGGAUCCAGUGCACAAGCUAUGCUCCUGAGAAGAAAGCUAUCGAAAAUGAAUACAAGAAAAGAAAAAUUUCCAAGAACGAACACAUAGAAAAGAAGAAGAAAGUUACUGCAAGAGCACACUUGAAAAAAAGAAUAAGGAAAGAUAUUCAAAUAACUUCAUCUGAAGAGGAAGAUUAUGACGAAGCUUGUGAAUGUUUCGGAGGCACAGAAACAUACGAGAAGACGGCGGCCGUGCAGUUUGUGUUCGGCACGUCGCAAGGCAUCCUGACGCAGCCUGGCACCGGGAUCACGCGAGACUGCACCGCAAUCUGCAGGCAGACACCGACUUGCGCCGCGUUCACAGUUGGUACGCCUUCUUCCGACCCCACCGCUUCCUUUAGCCCAACUGCUGCUUUGGUGCGCAACAUAGGGAUGCGCAACCUGGGAUACACUCCGGAAAAGAAUGCGCUGGAGGAAGAAUAUGAGAAACGAAGAAAUCGGGUCUUCCUGAAAGGAAAGAAGAAAUUACCACAAAUGUGCAGACGUGUUAAAGCUAAGCCAACACUUUCUCCAAAACAACGAAAUUCAUUACAAAGUGACAGCAGCUCAUCAGAGGACGACAUGUCGAAUCUGAACUCCAUGUGCGGGGACAGGCUGUGGGCAUUCGAAAGAGUGGUUGGAGCCUACUUGGAAGGCUUCGACGACCGAGAAGAAAGAAACAUCCAGACCAAGGCAGAGUGCGAGAAACUGUGCUUGCUGGAAUCAACUUUCACAUGCAGAUCAGCAGAAUACGACGAGUCUCUCAACCUCUGCAGACUGAGCCACGAAGACCGGCGGAGUCAACCGAACGCUUUUCGUCGCCAGCCAGGAAGCCCCAUUGACUACUUGGAAAACCAGUGUGUCCGAUCGUUGCCUGACUGCCGGUACAACGUGCGGCCAGGAUUUUCUGUGAUCUCCAUGGACGAGCUGCAGUUUGCUGCCAGCCAAGAUGUCACUGGCACUGUUGACAACCAUUGUCCUGCUGCUGAAGACAGUGCAGGCAUUAACAUAUCGUGCUCCACUGGAACAGUAAGCGAAACUGUUGACGCCGUUGCCAACAGGAUAUGCGUUGUCGCCGUCGUCACUGUCGUCGUCGUCAUCGGAAUCUCUGGAUGUGUCAGCAACGUUUCUAUCGAGGUCUGCAGUGUUGAUGGUACAACUUCCAUCCAGGUUGUCGUUAUAGAUGCUGGUAUCACAGAUGCCAACGGGAUCUGCAUCGCCGUCGGAGUCGCUGCCAUCGAGGUCUCCGCUGCCGUCGCCAACGCAGCAAUCUGUGUCCUCAACGACGAUGCUAGACCUUCCACCAAGAUGUCUGCAGUUGUUGGCUUCGCUGCCAUCGAGAUAUCCGGCAUCACAGUAGCUGUACUCGACACUGCUGAAGCUAGGUCUUACGGUCACGCCCGUGGGUUCACCUGUCGGGCGUUCACUUACGCCCCUGGCGAGAAGCGCUGCUACCUGAGCGGUGACGACUCCUUGUCGUUGAACAAUGCUCCGUUGAUGCUCAAGCGGGAUGCCAUCUAUGCCGAGAAGCAGUGCAGCAUCAGCCAGUGCGAGGACGGGCUGUUCACGUUCGAGAAGGUGACGGGCUACUUCCUGCGCACGGCGCAGCAGGUGGGGCUGGCCAUGGCUGCCUCGCCGGGAAUCACGCUGGAGUGCGGCGCGCGCUGUCUGGAGGCGGGCUCCGACUGCCCGGCCUUCAUCCUCGACUACAACGCCAUGAAGUGCUUCAAGCUGGACCGCAACUCGCAGGGUCGCGGCAGCGAGCUGUCACCGCGCGAGGGACAAUCCUACUUCGAAAAGAUCUGCCUCAGAGGAAACGUGCGCGGCUGCGAAGGAAAUGCAUGGGCGUUCGAACGACGGCCAGGAAACGUGCGCGGCUGCGAAGGAAAUGCAUGGGCGUUCGAACGACGGCCAGGCAAACAGCUGCGUGGCCACGAUGACCUGAAGCUGCAACUGGUGCAGAGCCGGCGUGACUGCAUCGAGGCGUGCCUGCAGGAACGUCGCUUCGACUGCCGCUCUGCAGAGUACGACUCUCAGACAGCUGAGUGCCGCUUGUCCACUGACGACCGCCGCUCGCGCCCAGUUGACUAUGUGGACGCUCCGCCCACUGUCGAGUACUUAGAGAACCAGUGCCUGCCAGAAGAGACCCGCUGCCACUUCCAGUCGGUACCAAACUCGUACCCUCGCUACCUCGACAUCGUCAUCCCACUGGUGACGGACGAGCGAGAGUGCGAGAGAAGGUGUCUCGGCUACCCUGACUUCAUCUGCAGAUCGUUCUCCUACUACGCCAGUGGCAGCCAGUGCUUCAUAAGUGGUGAUGAUCGAGCCUCUGCGGGCAGCGACGCAGUCAUGAGCCGCCCAGGGACCAACUACAUGGAGCGGGUGUGCGCUGGCGCUGGCGGCGACCUAGGCGGAGGUCCUCCCGGCCGGCCUGCGCUGCCCCCAGACGGGGCAGCGGGCUGCCGGCCGGAGUUCGAGAAGAUGACCGGCUACGAGCUGCAGGGCCAGCGGUCGUACCGGCUGGCGAGCGAGCUGGCGCCCGGCAUCACGGUCAAGUGCGCGCAGCUGUGCCGCGCCGACCCGCUCUGCAGCGGCUUCAACCUCGACUACAACCGCAACGAGUGCGAGGCGGUGCAGGCGCGGCCGGGCGGACACCCCAGCCUGCCCAUCGACCUGCGCCAGGUGCCGGGCAUCGCCUUCUUCGAGGCCGUCUGUCUCGCCGGUGUAACAUGCGGCUUAGCAUGGACCUUUGAACGAGUUCCAAACUAUGAACUCCGUGGCUUCGUCAAUCUGCAGAUUCCAGCAGUUUCUCGCACGCAGUGUGAAGACCGUUGCCUGGAAGAACGUUCGUUUCUGUGCCGGUCCGCUAGCUACAGCAACCAUCGGCAAGAAUGCUUCUUGAGCUCCGAAGACAGGUUCACUCAACCGCAUGCCUUUGAAGUGUCCAUGGAUACCGACUACUUGGAAAACCAGUGCGCCACGUCGCUGAGCAGGUGUCCAUACCGCAGCUUCCAGAGAGACCACCAGUUGAUCUACACGGACAAGUCACUGUCGUCCUUCAGCGACUCCAGCUGCCAACACGCGUGUGACGUGGAGCGAGAGUUCCCGUGUCGGUCCUUCACGUUCCUGGCGCAGACGGGCGCCAACACCAACCAGUGCCUGCUGAGCGGCUCGAGCGCGGCCACGGCGGGCAGCAGCGGGCUGCAGCUGCAGGCGGGUGCGCUGUACGGCGAGAAGGAGUGCCUGAGCGGCCCCACGGCGGCCGCCUACCCGCCGCUGUACGUGCGGCCGCCCGGCGACCCGGUGACCCGGCCGUCCGUCAGCCGGCCGGCGCUGCACCCGCUGGAGCCCGGCGAGGUGGCCGGCGGGCCCUACCCCUGCCGCUACUCGCUCACCUACGAGAAGGUGGCCGGCGCCAACUACCCGGCCGCGCGCAGGGAACCGCUGAGGACGCGCUCCGACAUCGGGAUUAGCGGCGAGUGCCUGGUGCAGUGCGCGCUGCAGAGGCAGCGCUGCCUGGCCGUCUCGCUGGAGGUGGUCCUCGGCGGGCGACAGCGUUGCUUCGCGCUGGACCGCUCCUCCGACGUGGACGGCGGCGCGCUGCAGCCGGCGCCCGACCACGCCUUCUUCAACAAGAUCUGUCUGCAAGUGAGACCUUGCGCCAAGGCAUGGGCGUUCACUCGCGUGCCGAGCUACGAGUUGGUGGUUUCCAACUCCAUCGACGUGCACAGUGUACAGAGCAGGCGACAGUGCAUGGACGAGUGCUUGGCGGAGACGCGGAUCGUCUGCAGGUCAGCAACUUACUACCCGCGAGAAAGAGUUUGCAAGCUAAGUGCUGAUACAAGACGUACUCAACCUGAAAGUUUUAAACGAAGUAUUUCUGAUGCCGAUUACAUGGAGAAUGAAUGUGCCCCACAGCUGGCCAACUGCGAGUACGCGGACAGCGCAGGGCGGUUCCUGCCCUACACGGACCGCUACGUGCCGCAGACGUACAGCGCGGCCGAGUGUCGGCUGCUGUGCGACCAAGAGCGAGAGUUCACCUGCCGCUCCUUCAACUUCCACCUGGGGCGUCACGAGUGCUUCCUCAGCUCGGACGACACGUUCGCGGCGACGCGCGCUUCGCUGCUGGCCGACCGCGCCUUCUUCUACAGCGAGCGAGGCGCCUGCAGCAACGUUAGGGUUGACUGCACCCAAGCAGACAUGAUCAUUACAUUUGUGUUUGGAGUGCCUUUCGAGGGCCGCGUGUAUGCAACAGGGAACCCACAAGCUUGUUUCGAGAUGGGGAAUGGCCAAACUCAACUGGUACUUCGUAUUUCAAUGGGAACGCAGUGUGGAACAAUCCAACAGGGUCGUGGGCAAUAUGUGAACCAUGUUGUGAUACAGCAGAACCCAGUGAUAAUGCAAGAAACAGACAAGACAGUGCGAGUGGAGUGCUCAUUUGAUGCCAGCGACCAGACAGUGUCGUAUGCCCCAAGUGGGUCUCGCGACCAGGAAGGAAGCGGAAUCAGUGUCACUGUUCCCUUGCGGCCAUCGGGGACUAACAUCGUCACAAAUACCGCACCUUCUCCAAAUGUCCGUAUGCGGAUAUUAAAAAGAAAUGGUCACGAAGCAUCUGUGGUGGGCCUAGGUGAAGAACUUCAACUGAAAAUAGAGAUUGAUCCCACUAGUGCCUUUGGGAUAUUUGUGCGGAACUUAGAAGCACGUACAGAUAACGGAGAGCUAUUGACACUUAUCGAUAACGUGGGUUGCCCGCGAGAUCCAACCAUAUUCCCGGAACUACGAUUAGGGCACAACAGAGAAUUAUCUGCAGACUUUAAAGCAUUCCGCUUCCCUUCAACAGCAACUGUGAACUUUAUAGCGACAGUUCAAUUCUGCCAGGAUGCUUGUGAACGGAUGCGCUGCAAUAAUGGAAUCCAGUCCUAUGGGAAGAGAAGACGAAGAUCAUCACUCAACACAAUUGAUAUGAAUGCUGAUAACAUGACAGAGCACCAAAAUUUCAGCACAACUUCACUGCAGGGACUUUUACCAGAAGAGAACUUAGAAAACAGUAGCAGCAUUGAGCCACAUUUUAACACUCCCGAAAGCACAGCCAUUACUUUGAUGGAAGAUAAUGAAGACAGCCCAACUACAAAUGCUUUUGUUGCACAUAUCACAGGAGGAAAGAAAACAGGCGAGGAGCCCAGAAGAGAAGUUGUCUCAAGCACAGAGCUAACAUCAUCUUCUAAUACACCAUCUUCUAAUGAAUCACUACCAGUGCAAGAUAACGACAUUCCCAGUGAGCUUCCCCUGCAGCUUCGGCUUGUUGUGGGUGAGAAUUCCAUACCAAAGCCAACAAAAUCAUCCAAUGUAAAAUCGGUACUCAACCGUCCUGAUAUAAUCACUGGUAACACACAAGGCAAAAUCAAUUCUGCAGAUGUUGCAGAAGACAGUGAUUAUGUAUGCAUGGAAAGGUCCGUGGUCACCGCAAGUGCCAUAGUGCUAACAUUCUUCAAUGUUGGCCUCAUAUCUGGAUUUAUAUUCUUUUACAAUGUGCGGAAAAACCAAUGGAAAAAUGAAGCGAGAACAGACAUGAGCAAACAGUGUGUAACAAUUCCCGAAGUGCUUUUCCGAAACGUGUAUGAUCGCCUGCCAAGGAGUACCAGCAUCCCGUUUGGUUCGCAUCAGCAGCAGCAGCUCCCUAUAUGAGAACUAAUAGCUACCAACAACUAGAAUUUGUGAAUAAGUACAAUAAAGCCUCUGCCUGCUCCUUAAACACUAGCUAAACAUAAACUUACCCAAUUGGUAUUUUUUUUACAUAUUUCUCAAAACUUUAACACUAGUAUCAGUCACUUCCACUACUGGUAAAGAUUAAUUAUAUUAAUUAGAUGCAUGAUGAUUUAAUUUUAUUAUUUUACAAAUUAUUGAUUAAAAAGGAGCAGGUUUUCAUCAAUUAUUUUUGUUAAUUUAGAGUUAAAAAUGAUGGCCCUAUUUUGCUGUUAAUUAACUAGGAAAAAAAAGGUUUAAAAUUUUAUAAACUGUAACACACAUGCAAAAUAGAUUAAAUUGCUUAGUUUUGAAUGAAUGUGUAGAUGGAAUAUAAUUUUGUGAAUACUUCUAUGUAGUUUUUGUACUGAAUAAGAUAAUACAGAAAAUACGAGAUGCCAAUUCAUGUGCCAUAUUUCCUGGA